Messenger RNA from Populus nigra (black poplar), 2208 nucleotides. RefSeq names its product scarecrow-like protein 13. Gene Ontology annotation, molecular function: sequence-specific DNA binding; DNA-binding transcription factor activity. The coding region runs from base 357 to 1997 and encodes 546 amino acids. The record is from RefSeq and is a predicted model, not a curated record. Gene Ontology annotation, cellular component: nucleus. The transcript has 2 exons. Gene Ontology annotation, biological process: regulation of DNA-templated transcription. Lineage: Eukaryota; Viridiplantae; Streptophyta; Magnoliopsida; Malpighiales; Salicaceae.
AUGCCAAUAGAUUUCCUCUUCCUUCAACCGCGGUUGCUGCUCUUUGCUAGCUGUGCAAGAAAGAAUCAAACACAAACUGAAAACCUGAGAAAGCUUUGGAGAGUUUAAGGUUGUGGUGGUCUUUUAAUGCAUUGCCGAGGAUAAGGAUGCAUUUUGGACAGCAAAGAGUUUUGUGGUGACGAAUGAAUUUAGACUUGGCAGCUGCCUCGCUGUUUAUAAGUGUUCAGUGAUUAUAACAUGUGGCAUUCUAAAAGUCGUUGCGUUGCCAAGUGAAGGUGACAAUUCUGAUAGAAAAGGCUAGUUAUCAAUUCCACGAUCUCUUGUCUGAGCUAAGCCCACCAGUGAGCUAGUUCUAGAUGCAAACCUCCCAGAAACACCGAUCAGCUGGCAUCCAUGGGUUUUACCACCAGCCAGUGCAAGAGAUUGAUCCAUAUGGUUUGUCUCAUAUCCAAAUUUUAGACAAGACUAUGUAUUCAGAUGCUGGAAGCCAAGGAACCAGUGUUUCCUUUGAGACAUGUCUAGGACAAUUCUUCACCCUGGAAUCAUCCUCAGCGACUGCUGGUUUCGUUGUCUAUGAUUCUCCUGCUGCCAGCAUCUCAUCCAACAGAAGCCCCUUUUCAUCCCAGGGUUCACAUUCAUGCAUUUCUGAUCCUCGUCAUUCCCCUGAAAAUAUAUAUGGAUCUCCUUUGAGUGGAUCUUCCUCUGCUGAUGACGGCAAUAUACUGAGGCAGAAAUUGAGGGAGUUGGAAAUUUCAUUGCUUGGGCCUGAAUCUGAUAUUACUGACAGCGGCAGUUUUUGCUUUGUGAGUGGAGGAUACCAAGCAGAACCAUAUGCAAGUUGGGACUGGAACCAAAUGAUGGAAAUGAUCCCUAGGUUGGAUCUUAAGCAUGUGCUCCUUGCCUGCGCUGAUGCAGUAUCAAAUGCUGAUAUACAAAGAUCAGCAGGUCUAAUGCAUGUUUUGGACCAAAUGGUGUCAGUCUCUGGAGAGCCAGUCCAGCGGUUGGGUGCUUAUAUGUUGGAAGGGCUUAGGGCAAGGUUGGAACUCUCAGGAAGUAAAAUCUACAGAGCCUUGAAGUGUGAAGCACCAAUCAGCUCAGAUCUGAUGACUUACAUGGGCAUUCUGUAUCAGAUAUGCCCUUAUUGGAAGUUUGCAUACACAUCGGCUAACGUUGUCAUUCGAGAAGCUGUAGAAUACGAACCCAGAAUUCAUAUCAUCGACUUCCAGAUUGCACAGGGAAGCCAGUGGAUUCUUCUAAUGCAGAUGCUUGCUUGCCGGCCAGGUGGACCCCCAGCAAUUCAUAUAACUGGUGUUGAUGAUUCUCAAUCAGCUCAUGCUCGUGGUGGAGGGCUUGAUAUUGUGGGACAAAGGCUAUCAAAAGUUGCCGAGUCCUGCAAUGUGCCAUUUGAGUUCCAUGAUGUUGCCAUGGAUGGUUGUGAGGUUCAACUGGAACAUCUUAGGGUCCAACCUGGGGAAGCUGUGGUUGUGAAUUUUCCGUACGUGUUGCACCACAUGCCUGAUGAGAGUGUGAACACAUGGAAUCACAGAGAUAGAUUGAUAAGGAUGGUGAAGAGUUUGUCACCAAGGAUCGUGACCCUCGUCGAGCAAGAAUCCAACACUAACACCAAACCAUUCUUUCCAAGAUUCAUCGAGACACUAGAUUAUUAUGCAGCUAUGUUUGAAUCUAUUGCCGCCGGUGGCUCUAUGGACAUCAAGCAGAGGAUUAAUGCAGAGCAGCAGUGUGUGGCUCGAGACAUUGUCAAUAUGAUCGCUUGUGAGGAAGCUGAGAGGGUUGAACGGCAUGAACUUCUUGCGAAGUGGAGGUCUCGAUUUACCAUGGCAGGAUUUAAUCAGUACCCACUGGGUUCUUCAGCGACUACUGCCGUUAAAGAUUUGUUGAAGGAAUACCACAGGGACUAUAGUGUUCAGGAGAGAGACUGGGCUCUUUACCUUCGCUGGCGAGAUAGAGACAUGGCAACUUCUUCUGCCUGGCGGUGAAAACCGAAUAGCUUUAGCUCCUUAAAUGUAAUCUGUAAAUGUAAUCUUACCCUUUUUUUUCUCAUUUAGAGAACGAUCAGUAGUGAUGUUAUCAUUCUCAUAGAAAUGGGAUUAGCUUUUUUUGGGAGAAUACAGCUAGUGUUGAGACAACCUCAAAUCAUUGUACAUGUCCACCAUGGAAUGAAACAAGAGUAGGUCUGUGUUAUUUGCA